AUGGUGGUUGUUGACGCGUUGGGUCCGUUCCCUCCGACGGAAUGGGAACAAGAUUGUCCUGAUAUUCGUCGACUACUUCACACGCUGACCGGAGGCAUUUGCAGUUCCGGAUUUAAAGUCGUCGACGUUCGUCCGUGUGUUCGUAGACGAGGUCUUGUGCAGAUACGGGGUACCCGAUCAGCCACUUUGGGAUCGAGGUACGGUACCAACUUUGUGUCCCAGUUGGCCCACUCAUUAUACCAAACGUUGGGAAUUGAGAAGAUGGCGAGCGCCCCAGGACAUCCGCAGGGUCAAGGGCUGGUUGAACGUUUCAACCAUACCUUGGCUACGAUGCUGAAGAUGUUUGUGAGCUCGUCGACGCUCGGCGACUCUCCGUUUUUCUGUUUGUUUGGACACGACCUGGUUCAGCCGUUGGACAUCGUGUUUUUGCGAAUCAGGACCCACCAUGGAAGUCGAAUGACCUUCCUCAGUGGCGACGGAAGCUGUUUGCAUGGUGAUAAUACGUUCCGUAUCUACCUUCCAUCUCAUCUGGACCGGGUGGUGCCGAUCAAAGUGGACCGGUUGAAGAAAUUCCAGGGGUAUUGGUCUCGUCCGUAUGAUGACGACAUACCAGAAUGGUUGCUGCGCCGCACGCCAUCGGAUGACGACUGGAGCCCAGCGUUCGACGAGGGCGAUCCGAACGACGCGUGGCUCGCCUCUGAAUUGCUGCCGGAAAGCAGCUUUGUCGGACGGGCCCAGUUCCCUGACUGA
Messenger RNA from Aphanomyces astaci, 750 nucleotides. RefSeq lists its product as hypothetical. The transcript has 3 exons. Lineage: Eukaryota; Oomycota; Saprolegniomycetes; Saprolegniales; Verrucalvaceae. The record is from RefSeq and is a predicted model, not a curated record. Gene Ontology annotation, molecular function: nucleic acid binding. Bases 1 to 750 code for a protein of 249 amino acids. Gene Ontology annotation, biological process: DNA integration.